Molecule: messenger RNA, 423 nt
Organism: Linum trigynum
Lineage: Eukaryota; Viridiplantae; Streptophyta; Magnoliopsida; Malpighiales; Linaceae
Source: the annotation of a GenBank genome assembly
AUGGUUUCCUUUGAGAUGAACGAUCGCAAAAAAAUUGGGCUAGGAUUGACAGGAUUUGGCAUAUUUUUCUCCAUUCUGGGAAUCAUCUUCUUCUUUGACAAGGGACUACUUGCCAUGGGGAAUAUCCUCUUCAUCUCAGGAGUGAGUCUCACUAUUGGACCGAAGUCGACCAUGCAGUUUUUCAUGAAACGACAAAACUAUAAGGGGACUAUCUCAUUCGGUGCUGGUUUCUUCUUUGUCGUGAUAGGAUGGCCCAUCAUUGGUAUGAUUUUGGAGACAUAUGGGUUUGUUGUGCUCUUCAGUGGCUUCUGGCCAACACUUGCAGUUUUCUUGCAGAGGAUACCCAUUCUUGGUUGGGUAAUCCAACAACCAGCAAUCAGAUCGUUCUUUGACCGAUACAGGGGCAGAAGAGUACCAGUCUAA